AAAUUACAAUUAAUUUCCUGUAAUUUUUAACCUAGUUUGAGUGUUAAUAACGCAGUUAUUUACUAGGCUAAAUGAGGCAGUAAACCAGCACGAAAUUGAUUGCUGAUUUAUUUAUGGUAAGUGCUGCACAACGAUUCAACCCAGAAGAUCAGCACAGCAGGCAAGAAACAUUCUUUCACCUUCAGAUCUGUCAGAUUGUCCACCUGUCCACCAUUCAUUGUGCAUUGGACAUGCCUCGACUGAAGGGACCUACAUUAUUACGGCCAGGGUCUGACCAAAAAAUUGCUCUUAAGGAGAAGAUUCUCGACAUCUAUGAUGCAUUUUUUAAGGGUCAAGAUCCAUCUAGAGGCAACCCUAAUUUCUGGGAUGAAUUGUUCCUUCUCAAGGCUAAUGUCAAGUACAUUGAGAGUGAACUUGGCUCCCUCGAACCACAGCAACUCCUCAAAAUAAAGGAACACGUCAAUUCACUCUUCUACCACAGUGUGGCUACUUUGAAGCAGGAUCAUCCAAUUAGAGUUGUCAAUGCACUUCAGACACUGUGUGCUCUUGUGCGAGGGGUUCACAAGCGGACAUUGUCAGACCAUGGAUUUGAGGUCAUUGAUAUCCUCAUUGGAUUUGACUCGGCUGAAAUGCUGAUGACAAAUUUGGUGGAGAGGUUAAACUCUAUCCUAGUUGGAGUCUACUCUGUCAGUUUAAAGAACCUUGCCCUGAGACUUUUCCUCAUCCUUGCAACGGUGACAGAUAAUGUCAGCCAGAACACCAUUUUGGAAUACCUGAUGAUCAACAGUGUCUUUGAAUCCAUCAUUCAGAUCUUGGCUAAUCCUACCUCAAGGCAGGACCAUGGAUAUGAGGCAGUGUUAUUACUUACACUGCUGGUUAACUACAGAAAAUAUGAGUCUGCCAAUCCGUACAUAGUCAAGCUGUCAAUAAUGGAUGAUGAACUGGCUCUUACUGGUCUGGGUGCUGUCAUCUCGUCCACAUUAGCGAGAUACAACAGUCAGUUCAAGUUAGGCCAGGAUGAUGUAGCCUACACAGGAUGGUUUUCUGCCAUAACCAACAUGGUUGGAAACAUGUUUGUUGCAGAAAACAGUGAGCACAUCCAACCAAGCAUUGAUCCAGAUAACUGCAUCUUACUGUCUUUGUAUGAAGCUGUACAUCUCAAUAGGAAUUUCCUCACCGUUUUAUCCCAUAACCAUGCUCAUCCAGUGCAAUCUCUCCCUUCAACCACCUGUCCAUCAUCACCCCCUGCAGUACCAAGUGCCGCUCAAAGUUUGCAUGGUGAGCCCUCUUCUCCUACAGCUGUCAGUGAGACACCAACCAACAUCCUAGUCACGUUCCUGUCCUAUUGUUCCAUGGUCAUGCAAGAUCUCAAAGAUGAACAGAGACAGAACAACACCAAACUGUGCUUGAUUAUCCUCACAUGCAUAGCUGAGGACCAGUAUGCCAACUCAUUUCUUCACGAUGCCAACUUGUCCUUCCGGGUUCCUCUAUUCCGAGCGCCUAUGAGACACCGCAAAGCUACCACAGAAACAGUCUGGGCCUCAAGACCAUUGGCUUGUGCACUCUUAGAUUUGAUGGUGGAGUUUGUCAUGAGUCACAUGAUGAAGUGUCUACCAUUAGAACUCUACCUGAGAUGUACAGGUGUGAUCCAUCGAAUACUAUGUUAUCAGAAGAAGUGUCGUGUCAGGUUACAGUAUCCAUGGAAGGAGGUGUGGACAGCUCUCAUCAGCCUCUUGAAGUUUCUUUUGGGUAAUGAGUCAGUACUUGUCUCGAGCUACAACAUCUUUGAGCUGGCUUGUCAGGUGGUGAAUUUAUUUAACCUGUUCAUAACCUACGGUGACACGUUUCUCCCAACACCAGGAAGUUAUGAUGAAUUGUAUUAUGAACUGAUUCGGAUGCACCAAGUAUUUGAUAAUCUCUACUCCAUGGCAUUGCGCCAUUCAACCAACAAUGGGGAAUACAAGAACACGGCAAACAAGUUGACAAGCAGCUUGGUCAACAUCAGAGCAAUCAUCAAUCAUUUCACACCCAAGAUUGAUUCCUGGUCAACAUCCAAUAAACAAACAGCUUUGACUGAAGAGCAGGUCCUGGAAGUGGUGCGGACAAACUACGACACACUGACGCUCAAACUGCAAGACAGCUUAGAUCAAUAUGAGAGAUACGCCGAGAAACCUAAAGAAACUGCCUUCUUCACUUUACUGGUUCGAGCCAUCGUUCACGAUUUCCGCAAGAACGUCGUCAUCUCCAAUCUGGAGCAGCAGAGCGUCCUGCAAGAGUUCUCCACCAUACAUUGAAAACACACUGCGAGCAGGAAUGACUUCUUGACAGUCAACUGUAGAGGGCGUUCCUUCCUAUUGAUCGCAUCCAACAGGCUCCGGGAGCAAGGAAUUGUCUGAAAGGACGUAAAUGGUGGACAUGAUUAUGGUUAUCCAUCGUAACGAGAGAGCACGGUCAGAUUAAGGCUCCAACGAGAAAUGUGAUUUGCCUCCAAUCUGCUGUGUUAAUAUCAGAAAGUUGAGUAUAUCUCAUACCAUGAACAUGGCGAAGAAUGCAAGUUCAUUGAUGGUUUUUUUUACCCUAAGUUGCUGCAUUGAGUCAGGUUUAGUCUGCAUCCUCUGUUCUUGAUGUCACUAAGUGAAGGACGUCUCUCAUGACAGUUUUCUCCAUCUCCAACACUGUUAAUCAUAAGUCUGAAGAAAAGGUUGAAGAUGAUGCAGAAAUGUACAAUUUAGGAGAUGAUGGGAAACAACACAUUGCACUGCCACUUUUUUGCCAGAAUGGAAUUUGACCUUGGUCGAGGAAAUGGAUGGUAAGAAAAGUAGCAGCUGACUCUGCCUGUGACCUUGUGACCUCAUGACCACGGGGGCAUGACCCUUGGCAAGAUCUGUCAACAACAUCUGUAUGCAAUUUGUCCUCUUAAGAGAAAAUCUCCCAUGGCAAAAUUGGCCACACCGUCAAGUUCGUGAUUGUCCUCGACUGGCCAUGUACAAAUAUGGUCAUGUGACUCCAUUACUGACUCGCCACUGAGAAUGAACUCAAAGUCAACCAUCGCACAGGUAUCUUUACCUCCUUGAGUAACCUGACUCCUGUCAACCUCAGAAAUCUCCACAACAAGUAAUUAGUCAUUUAUAAUCAGAGUAGUGUUCUGUUGAAAGUACAGGUAAUUGGAAAACCACUGCCAAGAUGGAAUGGUAAGGGAAGGAAUUGAAUAUGGGAGGAAUCUUUGCAGGACAUUUUCUCCAAGUACUUGAGACCAUUGAUAAUAAUUCACCUUAACCCUGAUGACACAGAUGACAAGUGGUCAGCCUGAAGGUUUCUUCAGCUAUUUAAUCGGAUGAUUUCAGGAAACUAAGAAACUGAUGACUUCGUACUGGAUGUGUAUCUGCUUUCAGGAGGAAAGUACUUAUCCCCUGCCCCCCCCCAGUUACUUGUGCUUCAAUAGGUCCAAUCUCUGCUAAUGAAAGCCCCAGUGAAUCUCAUGGUCUGCUAUUGUCUUACAACCCGUAGGCAGUUUGCUUGUACAAAUCACAUUGCACCUUUGGCGUGUAAUGUGAGGGUUGCUUAAGAAAUUACCUGCUAUCCAAUUUCAUAUUGUAGCUGCAGCAUGUGGGCAAUCAUUGUGAUUGAAAAGCCUUCCAGCUGUUAUUUUUUAAAUCCAUGUGUCUGGAGUUCUGUAAACAAACAAAUGGACCAGCGAGAUUCAGAAAAUGCACUGCUUGCUUGGGUGCAGGUUCGGAAGCUGAUUUUUCUCCUCAGGCAAGUGUUUUGCUUAGCAAGUUGUAAAAUCUCAGCUUGUAAAUCAACUGGCCCUUGCAGAGAUUUGCAUAUUGCAACUCAGUUCAUUUAUCAUAACAUUAUUGCUCUAUCUCACUUUCUUAAGCCUAACAUGUCUGUCUUGAGGAAUAUACCUUCUAUCUUGGUGUUAAUUUUGAUGUCACAUUGUCAUUUGCCUUCCUUUUACAACCCAAAUAAGGAGACAAUUAAGAUCUUUCAAGUCUUAUCACAGAUCAGCUCAUUAAACUCUCAUUACAAAAUUGGAUUCAGGAGAGGAACAAAUUACUUAUCAGAGUUAUAAUUGAUAGUUGCUCCUACACAAUGAUUGAAGUUUUCUGCACCGGUGAGGUUUAAGAGCCUUUAGGGAGGAGCUUUCCAACACUCUUUGUCCCAUAAAUUAUCUGAACAUUUUAUUCAGUGUAUGAGCAACAUAAGGAUUGGAAGUAUUACUCCUCAGAGUCCUCAGUACAACUGGGUCAUGGAAUGGGAGUUACUGGAUCAUGGAAUGGGAGUUACUGGAUCAUGGAAUGGGAGUUACUGGAUCAUGGAAUGGGAGUUACUGGGUCAUGGAAUGGGAGUUACUGGGUCAUGGAAUGGGAGUUAUUGAGGGAACCAGAAUUUGGGCAGAGAUUGCUGGACCCAGUACAAAAAUCCUUGGGAACAAGUUAGCUCCUAAAAGGAAUGUACUUUUUAAAAGAACUGUGUCUCAGACAGUUACCUCAUGGAACCAUGCCAGGAACCCUCAUUUGGUCUGGUGCGCAUUGUAUACAUGUCCACUUGGUAAAGGUCUCCACUGUGUGCCCUCGGGGAACAAGACAGAUGUCUGCAGCUUCAAGAAGGCCCUUCACAACUCCUUAAAACUCACUGAAGGAGCAUAUUGUAGCCAGUAGACGCCUAACUCGCAUCCUUGAAGACAUCUCAAUUGCUAGGUUUUAUCAUAGUGACACACUCCAGGCUGUAGUGCUGAGACACACUAAGAGCUUUCAUGACAAGUAUAGGUAAGAACGGACUCGUGUAAUGGUAUAUCACCUGUACUUCUUCAAAGGUCAUAUUUCUCUAGAGUGUACCUCAGCAAUCACAGAAGAAAAAUCUUGAGAGUGAGAAAACCGUAUUAAUAACUUAGGUGAAAGAAAUUGUGGAAAACUAGGCCAGUGAAGGAGGAGAUGGAGUAUAUUUUUUUGGUUGGGGGGGGAAUUUUCUUUUGAGAUGGAUUGGUUAUACUUGUGCAUUCGUGUUGGUCAGUAUAAAGUGGAACUAAAAAAUAGAUAAUGUACAGGUGUAAAAUUAAGAGCUAAGUGAAUUUUUUUGCUUGUCUAAGCAAGUAACCAGGGGGGUGCCACUUCAGAAUUACCUGUUAGAGAAUAUGUGAACUUAUAUUUACUUGUUACAUAAAGUUUGAAGUGGGCAAAGGGAGGUUAAUAACGCAAACAGUAAAACUAUUUCUUUGGAAAUCUUUGGGCAAAACUGUUGUGCUGACUAUAAAUGUAAACACUGUACAGUUGAUGACAAAUUUUGAUUUAUUUUCUUUUUUAUUUAAGAAAAUCAGAUUUUCAAGGCUUAUUUUGAAAUCAGGUUAAAUCGAUUUUGGGUGUUUUAAAAAUACUGUUUCCCUCAGCUCAGAAAUAUUUCGCAUUUUUGUACAGAUUGCAUAAAAAAUUAAUUUUGCCUGCAGGUUUCAAAAGCCUUAAGUUUCUUAUGUGUUGAGCUUUUUUCUAGCAAUAGUGUCUGCUUUUUAAUCAUGCAGGAUGCGAUGUGGCAUGAAUAUUAAUUAAAUAACAAAUUGAAAUUAGUGCAUGGCUGUCGUAUUUAUGAGGAUUACUAGAAUCGUUAUAUAAAGACCAGUAAUGCAGCCAUACGAAGAAAUCCCUUUCAGAAUCUUGUAUCAUUGUGCUUUUUAAUAUGUAAUUUAUCGAUUCCACUGCUUGUGUUGUAUGCAAACCGCUUCAAGAUGUUACAGCCAUAAUGCAGAGAUUUCAUUUCGAAGAAGACCACGCAAGUAUCACAAACCCAUUUCAAGAAAUCAAGAGUUCUGUAAACUGGUAUUUGGAAGGUUCUAUGCACACCGUUGUUCACAUUAUUCCUUUGGUUGCAAUAAAACAGAAAACAACAUU
Molecule: messenger RNA, 5885 nt
Organism: Acanthaster planci (crown-of-thorns starfish)
Lineage: Eukaryota; Metazoa; Echinodermata; Asteroidea; Valvatida; Acanthasteridae
Gene: armh3
Product: armadillo like helical domain containing 3
Cellular component (GO): cytosol
Source: RefSeq, a predicted model, not a curated record